UCCUGUGGAAUUCUAAAAGGCAAUGCGACAGUGAACUACCCGAGUUGCUAUUGUUGUCGUUGCUGUGUUGCUGCCGCCGCCGCUUCUGCUGCUGCUGCCGCUAUUGCUACUACCACCACUACUACUCCUGCUACUGCUGCCAUCGCUGCAACUGCUACUCUUCCUCCGCCCUCCUCCACAAUCAUCGACCAGAGGUGACAUACAUCACACCCCCCUCCGAUUUCUAACGCACGAGGUCGAACGAGCCGGGGGAAAAAAGAAAGGAAAGCAAUUAAUUGCGCGCUAGACCUACGACUUCAGCACAGAGCUGCUGAGUCCUCGCACUCUCUUCCUCUUUAUAUUUUAUCUAGUUCGAAUUUUGCAAGCUGUUCGCUGUCCUAGGGCGCUAAGUUUGGAGAACAAACUUCGGGAUAGCGUUCGGCUUGCGAAGGAACUUGGGCUGACAGGCCAAACCUUGGAACGUGGGGAAUCUUGGAAAGUGACCCGUAAUACAUACGAAAUAACGACUCCAACCAUCCCGUUCAAAAAAAGAGCGGCUUCGAUUCCAACUCUCUCUACCCGCCAUUCUCCCAAAUGGCCGCCAGUAUAGCAUCGCCAAUACCUAUCUCAGAUCCCUCCACAGCGAUGAAUCCCACAACAACAGAGCACGACUUCCGUUUCCCGCGAAGACCCUUCGAGUCUAACCAGUUGAGCAAGACGAAUGCCGACGAGAAUAGUCCCGGAGACUUGCGCAUACAAGAGCUCAACUUAGAUUUCACAAAACCUGAUAGUUCGGCCAUGUUCGAUUUUCUACACGGCUCGACUUUCCCUAGCCUACAGAGUGUCACGGCUGGAAACGACGAGACCUUGGAACAGAUGCAGGAAAACGAUCCGCUUGCAACGCAAAUUUGGAAGUUCUAUCGCAACACGAAGCAAAACUUACCAAGUCAGGAGCGCAUGGUAAACUUGACGUGGCGCAUGAUGCACUUGAGUCUUCGGAGGAAGCAGCAGGCGGAAGAUGCUCGGUAUGUUAGUUGCACGCAGGCGCAUCGUGAAUCUAACCGUCCCCACAGUCGCGCCGCUCUUCGUGAGUCCGAUAACGCCGCAGUGAAUAAUUCCAAUAUUCCCAGCGGUAUUGCGCAACUUAGAAAGACGUCAGAUCAGAAUCUCGCACAUUCGGAUCCUAUGAAUCUUGACGAUUUUAUAUUUCCCGAGAAUGUUGCGACUCCGGCGGGAUUAGCGGCGACGCCCUCACCCGACGGGAGCAAACAAGAGGGGGAAAAGUCGGCUCACACCACAGCAGCUGCCAUCCCUAUCAAAUCCCGCAAAGCGUCCUCGCAACAUUUCGUUCCCCAAUCUGUUCCAGUGCCUGCUCACCAGAGAAAUCAGGACGAGUUUGCAUAUGUGACUCGGCAUCAUAGGAAAACUAGCAUCGACGAGAGACGAACCCGGAACUUGAAACGUCCUGCUAACUUCUCCCCUCAUGUCUCUGCUCUCAACAGCACCAAUUUCGUCGCCAAUGAGUUGGAUGCCGAUUCCGACCUCCACGAAUAUUCGUUAGAUAGCUCACAUCCAAACAGCAACGCUCCUAUGUCUCACCAUCCGGGCGUUCCUUUUCCUCUUGACACCUUCCCCAUGGAGAAUGACCCCAUCAUCACAUCAGCGGGGCCUUUUCAGCAAGGUUUCUCAUUCUCGCCUUCGACGUCACCAAUGGUGCCUCAUGGCCCUUUUUCGAACUUUUACAACCAUCACAACGUUGCUUCUAACUCUGUGAAUGGCGCAGACUACUAUUCUCCCCCGGGAUCUGCGUAUCAGUCAGCAGUUUCUACGCCUCACCCGAUGGCCGAAAAUGAGAAUAUGUUCUUCGGUUCGAUGGACAUUCGUCAUCAGAGGGCUCAAGGUUUUCGCCCUGGCCAGGGAUCAAUGAGAAACCAGAUGGCCCAGCAAUUUAUGCACCAACAUAAUGGCAACUCGAUGUUCCCGCCAGCUACUACUGGGGCGGAAUCGUCUGCCUCGUUCACCCAGACUCUUAAUUUUGGCCACGUUGAUCCGAGUCAAGUUUUCCAGCCUGAUCAGCCAGUUCGCUCACCUGGCGUUGGAAUGGCACACGAAAAUAUGUUCAAUUUCGGUGCCGAUUCUGACAACGAAGACGAGGAUGGGGGUGCAUUCGCCGAUCGGAAUAUGGGAAUGCAUCAGGCAUUCUCGCCUGAUAAUGAUAUGGAUAUGGGUAAUCAGAACUCGUUGGGUUGGGAUGCCUCUUUGCCCGGGCAAUUCAGCACGCAAGCAGCCCGUUAUCCUGGUGGACCUCCUCGUAAGCAGGUCACGAUAGGAGGUACAACAACAGAUUAUCUAGAUUCCGGUGAUUGGGACGGUCAAGGCAGCCUACCGAGGUCUCAGUCGUUUCGGUCGGCCGGCGAUAGGCGCCAGAAGAUCCCUCGUACGGCUUCUACACCGAACGCUAAUAUGGGUGGCCGUGGAAAUCCGUUUGACAAAUUGGCUCAGUCAAACCCGAAUUCCCCACCUGGUGAUGUAUCAGGAAACGUAUCGGGCUUCUCUUCCGUGGCACCCAGUCGACCUGCUUCCCCGCCUGGUUCUAAGCACGGCUCCACGAGCAACCUGCAAGCUGCCGCGGGUCAAGGCGACGGAAAUGCGCCAACUACUUGUACUAACUGUUUUACACAAACUACGCCGCUAUGGCGUCGCAACCCAGAGGGCCAGCCUCUUUGCAACGCUUGCGGUCUAUUUUUGAAACUUCACGGGGUUGUGAGACCUCUAAGUCUAAAGACCGACGUUAUCAAGAAACGUAACCGUGGAUCUGGUGCAAGCCUGCCGGUUGGUGGGACAAGCACCCGAUCGAAAAAGAACGCUGGCAAUGCGGCGGGUAACGCUUCUGCUGGGCCUGCUUCGCGCAAAAACUCGACCUUGACUAUGUCCACCACCAACAGCACAGCACAAGUAACAACCCCACCACCGGCAACUAACAGAGCCGGCAGCGUCAACGAGGGUGAAAGUCCUGCAAGUGGUGCUGGUGGUUCUGGUGGUAACACGGCAGGUAGUACACCAACGAGUUAUGCGGGUUCUGCCACUGGUGCAGUAGGUGGCAAAGGUGUUGUGCCAAUUGCGGCAGCUCCUCCGAAAAACGCUCCAGGACCGGGUGCCGCCUCACUCCCCAGAAACAUCAGUACCAGUGGCUCUUCCAAACGCCAGCGCCGAAGCAGCAAGAGCACUGGUCCUAACGAAUCUAGUGGCAUGGAUGUUGACAGCCCCGAGAAUUCGACUGGUUCGAAUGAAGCAGCUCGCUCCACCGGGUCUUCCAGCGGGUAUACCAGCAUGUCGAACCCAGGAAACCUAGGACUUGCCAACGGCUUCGGUAUGACCCAAAGGCCGAUGAUGGGACCCGGAAUGGUCGGAAUGUCCACGGCUCCCAGCGGUGUAAUGAAUUCUGGUUCUGGAAAUGGCCCGCAAGAAUGGGAGUGGUUGACGAUGAGUCUUUAAUUCGUCUUAAUGGGUUAUCAUACAUCCCUACUGGGAUUAUUCACAAUACGAGUUUGGAUCUUACCCAAUUGUGCAUUCAUUCAAACGGGUUUGCUUGGAUUCCGCACGGAGGCUAUCUGAUUUCGAUUAAUUGCACUCGAUUAUGGAGCGGGUGGUCAGAUCAAUUUGUUUUGGACGAUGG
Molecule: messenger RNA, 3655 nt
Organism: Annulohypoxylon truncatum
Lineage: Eukaryota; Fungi; Ascomycota; Sordariomycetes; Xylariales; Hypoxylaceae
Exons: 2
Coding region: 574-3474 (966 amino acids)
Biological process (GO): negative regulation of transcription by RNA polymerase II; positive regulation of transcription by RNA polymerase II
Molecular function (GO): zinc ion binding; RNA polymerase II cis-regulatory region sequence-specific DNA binding; DNA-binding transcription factor activity, RNA polymerase II-specific
Source: RefSeq, a predicted model, not a curated record